Molecule: messenger RNA, 12763 nt
Organism: Colius striatus (speckled mousebird)
Lineage: Eukaryota; Metazoa; Chordata; Aves; Coliiformes; Coliidae
Gene: MAP2K6
Product: mitogen-activated protein kinase kinase 6
Exons: 12
Coding region: 330-1334 (334 amino acids)
Biological process (GO): MAPK cascade; protein phosphorylation
Molecular function (GO): ATP binding; MAP kinase kinase activity
Source: RefSeq, a predicted model, not a curated record
GCCUUCCCCACCAUUGCAAAGCAGGGGGGGAGGGAGCAAACCCCCUCCACCCCCCCCCCCCCCCCAGGCUCUGCAAGCUGCCCUGCAAAGUGUGCAAUUGCACGGCCCCCCCCACCUCCCCACAACCCCCUCGCCCCCCUUCCCCCGUCCUUUCCCCCCCUUUCUUUUCCCCCCUGCAAAGGAGAGCCCGCUGCAGCGAGUCAGGACAACUCCAGUUGCACGAAGAUUGGAGCGCUUGCAGUUUGCAUCUUUGUUGCAAAACUAGCUCCAGAGGAGAGGCAAGGCAAAGUCUUUUGUGCUCCCCUCCCCCAGCAAAGCAAAGGGGAAAAAUGUCUCAGUCGCGAGGCAAGAAGAGAAACCCUGGGCUGAAAAUUCCUAAAGAAGCAUUUGAGCAACCACAGACAAGCUCCACGCCACCCAGAGAUCUGGACUCCAAAGCCUGUAUCUCUAUUGGUGAGGAGAACUUUGAGGUGAAAGCUGAUGAUCUGGAGCCCAUCUCCGAGCUGGGACGAGGUGCCUACGGGGUGGUGGAGAAGAUGCGGCACAUGCCGAGUGGGCAGAUCAUGGCAGUGAAGCGGAUCCGAGCCACGGUGAACAGUCAGGAGCAGAAGAGGUUAUUGAUGGAUCUGGAUAUCUCCAUGAGGACAGUAGAUUGCCCCUUCACUGUCACCUUUUAUGGGGCACUUUUCCGAGAGGGAGACGUGUGGAUUUGCAUGGAGCUGAUGGAUACCUCACUGGACAAGUUCUACAAACAUGUCAUCGACAAAGGCCUGACAAUUCCUGAGGACAUCUUAGGAAAAAUAGCUGUCUCUAUCGUAAAAGCACUAGAACAUCUACACAGUAAGCUCUCCGUGAUCCACAGAGAUGUAAAGCCCUCUAACGUGUUGAUCAAUACGCAGGGGCAGGUGAAAAUGUGCGAUUUUGGGAUUAGCGGUUACCUCGUUGACUCGGUUGCUAAAACCAUGGACGCAGGAUGCAAACCCUACAUGGCUCCUGAAAGAAUUAACCCGGAGCUGAACCAGAAGGGGUACAGCGUCAAAUCUGACAUCUGGAGCCUGGGGAUCACAAUGAUCGAGCUGGCCAUCCUGCGCUUUCCCUACGACUCCUGGGGGACACCCUUCCAGCAGCUCAAGCAGGUGGUGGAGGAGCCAUCGCCGCAGCUCCCGGCAGAGAAGUUCUCGGCGGAGUUCGUCGAUUUUACCUCGCAAUGCUUGAAGAAGAAUUCCAAAGAGCGGCCAACAUACCCAGAGCUUAUGCAACAUCCUUUCUUCACCCUGCACGAAUCCAAAGAGACAGACGUCGCCUCUUUUGUCAAACUCAUCCUGGGAGACUGAGAACUGGACUUAUAAAUGAAUUGCCCUUCUGUGGACUGGUGGGUGCAGGGGAGAGGCGCGUGGCAGGACUUGUCGUGGAGGCACCAACAGAAAGUCGCCGUGUUUUGUUUUGUUCUGGUUUUAUUCUGAGACACCCCCACCUCGCCCAAGGUUUUAAAAGGGUUCUUUGGUAUCCAUAGUGACAUAGAACGAGAUGGUUAGUGAAAUGAAUUUUAAUAAGGUUGAUAACCUUAAAGCAAAAACAAAGCAGCAGCAACAACAACAACAAAUUAAGAGGAUGAUUUACAUAUUUAAUGACAGUCAAAGUCCUUCUUCCUAACUUUCUCCUCAUCCCCCUUCCCUUCUCCCCGAACCAGAAUUUGCUUUGUCAUGGUAAUAGGUGCUAUGGUAGUCAUGAAGUUGUAUGUAGAUUUAUAUUUUGUCCCUUCCAUUAUUUUAUUAUUUAUGUUAAGUGCUUGAUGGAAUAGAUUUCUGUUUUAUAUGAGGAUGGAUGCGUGGUGACGAUGGUGAUGCUAAACGAGGCCACAGCAAGCAAUAGUCGUAGGGCUUUGCUGGGGAAAAGGUGUCAAAGGAAAAGAGAAAGAAGAGAAUUGUCUGUGUUGUGGAAAAAUAUUUAAUGUGCAUCGUAAAAAGAAUUUAUAAACAGGAAUCUCAGCUCAGCUACUCGAGCUGCUCACGCAGCAUCACUGUAAGGGGGGGAGGCCCCAGUGUCCAGAGAGGUCAGAUCUCCAGGCACUGUGCUCCGAGCCUGGCCGGUGUGUCCCAGGCAGCCUGGUGCGCUGCCAGCCUCCUGCCUGGGGAAAACCCCUGCCCUACCUCCCACACACUUACUCUGCUCUCCUGGGCAGGUCUGGAGUGGGAAGACAUUGCUGGGAUAGUGUCUGGGAUGGAAGUCCCAGAAGGGAGUAGAUUGUUAGAUGAGUUGCACAAAGAUCAGGAGGAGGCUGCAGUAGUCAGUCCCCGCCUGCCUGCAAGCCCAGCAGCGUUGCAGUGCCUGGGGUUCCCUUGGGCUGGGGAUGAGCUGCUUUGGGCCUAAAAGGUAGUUCCUCUCUCCUUCUCCAUAUUAGAAAGGAUAACAGUAUGCAUAGCAUGACAUCUUAGAAAUACGGGAUAUCUCAGUGCAAGUUUCCAGGGCGCUUGGCGCUGUGUCGGCAGCAAUCCCUCUGUGCUUGCCCACAGGCUUUGGGAGUGCCAGCCAGCUCCCCUGCAGCCUGUGCCAGCGUGCCAUCUAGGCCAUACCUAGCUCUAAUUGGGAUGCUGAAGGCAGCCAGGAGCACUGGGCACCAGCAUGGGCUGGAAAUGUCCUCCAGGAGAGCUGCAGCCUGGGAAACCACACGGGGAAACCACAGCUCACCCCUAGCAGGAGCUCGUUGCUGUUGGCCAGGUCCUCAGAGAAAAGCUGCUGGCCAAAGGCAGGAGCAUGGGGACGGUCAGGGUGGGAGGGAAAGACAGCAGAUCAUGCUGCUUUCAGGUGAUGUGGAUACUGUCUAGAGAAAGGGAGCACCAUGCACUGCAAGGUGUUGCUGAGUCUGGAGCAAGGCCAAUGGCUCCAGAUUGAUGCCAGUUUGACUGAGCCAAACCUACAUAACUCACUCAGCUAUGAGGUCCUUUGCCUUUGCCCAUAGCUCCUUCCUUCCCCUGGCCCCACACCAGAGUGUGCCCUGUGCCUCGUGGCCCUCCACCUGCUUCCCUUCCCCAUCCAUCGCUUUGGCGCAGGCUCUCAGAGUUAAAUCCCAACUAGAAGCACACCUUGCCAUGCAGUAUUUCAGUUGUGCAGGAUGUGAUUCAGCCUGGGAUCCAACCCUUUCUCUCCUGCUUGAGUGGCUGCAGUCUCUGCUGGUGCAUGUUGGGCUUCUAGACCAGUCUGAGCAUCUGUUUGGGAAGAGAUCCCUUGGAAAGGCUGAUGGGGAGGGCAGUGUUUGCAGCAGAUAUUCCUCAAUGAUGGUACCUCUUGUGCUAGGGACAUGCUGACCACUUUGGAGGGAUGCACAUAGACACCACUGGUGCCUGGGCUGUCACUGGCAUCAUCCCCACCACGUCUGUGGCUGGCAGUGCCUGCAGAGAUAGCUGUGAACCCCAAAAUGCCACAGCUCUGCCCUGGGGCCAGCAUUGAAGGCGAGAAGGGAACAUUGAUUGUUGUGGCCCUCAGGUGCAGAGCAGGGUGGCUUGAGGAGGGCUUGCAGGAGUCGGGCUGUAGGGCUUUCCUUGCUGCAGAGAGCUCAUGGGUCAUGCAGGCUUUGGGGAAGAAGUUUCCCCCUCCUCAGCUGUGUCUUACGAGCUCUCCCAGCCCUUGGUAAUGAUAGCUCCACAUCCCUCUGUGUAUUGGGGGGAACCUUUCGGGUUACAGUUUGUUGUGGAUGAACCAUAAGGAUGUUUUACUUCACAGUGUAAUUUUCAAAGGCCUCACAUGGCUCAUAAUCUACCCUCUCAUAUUCCAUGGGGUGUAUGUGUGUGUGUGUGUUUUCUCUCUCUCACUUUCUCAGAGUUGCAGAGCUGUUUUGAUUGAUUGUACUCAGCUGCAGCUAAAAGUCCAGCCAACCAGUUUAUAGAGUUAGUUCCAGCAUCAAUUCUCGCUUUGAAAAACAUGACAUUUAAAACCACCCUUUGGUUUUGCUACAUAUGGAUCUGAUGCUUUUGUUAAAGAUCCUUUUUGCCAUUUUUCUCCUGGAAUAUAAGUCUCAUUUGGACACCACAUCUCCUUGACCUCAGAGCACCUUUAUUUCAGUGCCAUUAUAAUUGACAGGUUGAAUUUAUGAGGUACUGUCGAAGUUCAGUAUUAACAGCAGAUAUUAAUGUCACCAGCAUUUUCCAAUAGAAAAUUAAUGUCAGUGUUGUCUGCAGCUAGUAACCCUCUGAAAUGAUUCCUGCAUGCCUCGACACUACAUGCUGAGUGCUGUCUUGUAUGCUUUCUGCUCUUGCAGUGCUUGGGUUGUCUAAUCCCUUUGUUUUAAUGCCAUUACAAUAGGGCAUGCAACAAAUCACUUCACUUCCCUCCUGAUUCUUGACUUUGUUCCUUUAAAAGUCAUUUACAUCAGCCCAGAGUGAGUGUGAAUCUGUAUGACCAGUGUGAAUGGAAACAGUGAUCUGAGUGAUCAUGGCUGUGGAAGGCAGUUGUGGCAGGAGAGAAGUGCAGAGGCUGACUGGCUGUCUCUGCAUCCCUUGUGACACAUGUGGACACAAAGCCACGACAAAUCCCUGUCCAGGAUUUUCUUAGAGAAAAAGCCUGAGGUAGUGUCCUCGGCACAGGGAGGAGAGCCAAAGACUCCUGUGUGCUUAAAAGCUCUGAAAAGAUGUUGGGCUACAAGAUGGAAAUCAGACUCUUUUCUCCUUCAUUUGAUUGUAACCUCUGAAGAUGAGAAGCUUUUGGUCAGAGCUUUGCUUGGCUGUCACAUGAGGUUGCAAGGACAGGCAUGGUUUCUCUGACAUUAAGCCUUUCCCCACAGCCAUGUCCCUUGAACUGCCAAGGUGUUGAGGCUUAAAGCUGUUCUUCAGAAAGCUCUUUUGUUUUCAGACAACACAGGACUAGGGACACUGUGCUAGAUUGUCCUGAGCUGGGACUUUUUAAACUGCAAAAGGAGGAGGUCUCAUGUCACAAACCUGAAACAAACCCAAAACACACCAGGGAGCAGAGAGGAGAGAAAAGCUGUUCGAAGCUCAGCACUGAGCUGUGAUCUGGACCAGCUUGUGAGGGUGAAUUCCAGCACAAUUAGCCAUUUGCAAGGCAGGGAGGGCCUCUCUGCUCUGCCAUAGGCAGUGGUUAUCCGGCUGCAUGAAAGAGGCACAGCCCUUCACUCUGGCAGGCAAUGGGGGACCACUCGGGCAUGAUGCUCAUCCUCUGAUUUCCUCCUCUUGAUGUUCCUGCAACCUCCUGGAUGCUGGUGGCCUUGCCAUCUCUAAAGCUCUUGAAGUAUCACUGCAGGAAAGCCAUUUUCUGGGUCCUCAAGAGCCUACUGGUCCCUUAAAGCUGAAAGAGGAGCUGGAGGGCAUUUGCUGUUUGUAGAGGCCAGGUUUGUGCUGCUGCAGUGGGUGAAAUGCCCAUCUUUUCUGGAGUUUUUCCAGGUGUACAAAACUUUACACAGAUAUCUAUGUACUGUAUUUCUGCUUCUUUCCUGCUUUUUGUCAGGUUUACUGGCACGGAAGGAGGCGCUUCAGGCUUGUUAAAUAAUGAGGCAGGGGAGCAACAUUUCUGGGGGCAGCUGGCCUCCCCUGCGUGAUGGAGGAGGCAAUUGGUGGGUCACUACUCAGAAAAAAAACGUCUAAAACAAGAGAUGCAGUUGGGUUUCCAGCUCUUCAGCAGGUGCAGAAGGAGGUGGCAGUGUGCCUGCUGGGUCAGUGCUAGCUGCGCUUUGUCUCGGCUGGAAGGGGCUGCCAGGCCCCUCGCCCACGCAGCACAGCAGUGCCUGGGGCUGAGGGAGGCAGAGACACUGGCAUGCACAGCCUCAGCUGGGAUUUCUCCAUGCUUGCUGCAAGCUAAGUAUCUACCUGCACAUUUGCCUUCUCUCCUAGACAUUUUGGAAGAGGAGCUCCUGCUCGGUCAGCGCAGCAUUGCUUUAGUGGCUGGUCUGAUGUAGUUCAGACAAGGUUCCCACCAGCUUCCUUGUUUAACAGACCUCUUUUUUAUUAAAAACAAGCCCCAAACUCCUCUCUCAGAAAAGCCAGCCAAGAUGCUCUUUUUUUUUUUCCCCUCUCUUCCAUCUUGUUCCUCUUAGAGGAACUCUGGGAGCCUGUCUUGGUGCUUCCACUCUUUCACAUGCCAAAGAUUGCUACAUCCCUCUUAGUUACGCUCCUGCCAAACCAGAUCUUAUAGUCUUGCCUCAAAAAUCAUCCACUUCCCUGCUCCUUGGGGUUCCUUUUGUUGCUGUUGCUUUUUCAUUGAAUUUCCUCAUGUUUAUUGACAUGUCUAUUGUUGAGCUUCCUGGACACAUGCAGCUCUCUUUUUCAGAUACAGAGAAAGACAAAUAGUUGUCUUUGCUGCUCUGCCUGUGCUGUUGGGGAAAUACUGUUAGUGAUAUGAUUCCUACAGAUGAGGAUGGGUCUCAUUUUAGAGCUAGGGUCAUGGAGGGCGUCAACUGGUAUUGCUCCAUUGGUUUGGCUGGAAUAAAGCCAGUUUUGUCUGUCUGAGAAUCUGUCCUUAAUGUCUAAACAGUUAUUACACACUAAUAAAGAUUAAUGAUUGUAAAUCCCCGUGGAUUAUACAUAAAAUGGCAGGUUUUACUCAUUAAUCUUUAUUGCCAUAUUAUAGCUGUUUAUAUGUUAGAGGAGUCGUCUCUCUCAAUUCUGAACAUGCACUUAGGAGAUGGAGGUUGAGCAUGGGGGGAGAUGAAGGGUGGACAGAACAGACCAGAUGUCCACGUGUUUUACAGUCUGUGUCCUCCCCUCAAAUUGGUUGUUUCCUUGAAAGCCAUUAAGCAGCAGCAAAGGAUGUAUCACAGAGCUUUGUCUGCUUUGCUGGCCUCUGCCUGAGCUAUAAAAUCCAGAUUGUUUCUGGUGAGAAGGGAUCAGAUCCCCUAAUUAAUUUUUCAGCUCAGCUUUUACUGGAGCAGAUGGAUAAUAUGAAAUUUGACAUGUGCCCUGGCAGGCCAGAGCUCUGCAGUGUAGUGAGAUUUGCUCUCCUGGACUGGCUAGGAGAGAGACUUUCUGUGCAGUAGGCAGCUAUGUAGCAGGUUGAAAGGAUGCUGCUCCUUCACAUAACCCCACACCAUAAACCCAGAUGAUUUUGUUAAUAAAGGAGGCCAGAAAAAGCUCAGUUGAAUCUCAGCUUCUAUGUGUUUUCAGAUUGAUGUAGCCACAGCUGGGAGCGGGUGCUGCCAGUGGUCAUGACACAAAGGUUCACGUGCUGUAUAAAUGCAGAGGACUCUAAAGACUGAGUAAGCUGCAAGGGUGAUUUUAAUGGCAUAGGGACAAAGUGAGUCCUUUGAUAAGCAACUGGUGUCAGUCCACUCUGCCAAGGAAAGCCUGGAGUUGAAGGCUAGAAGCAAAAAGAGUGGGCCAAAGGGACAGCCACAGACUUGACUCUCACCAACCCAUGUGAGAGCAGCCUGUCUCCUCUUCAGGCCCAGAUUUGUAGGUAAUGAGUUUGCUCACAAGUCCCUGAGUGCCUCUUCAUCCCUUCUCCUGGUAAGAGAAACAAAAUCUAAAACCCCAAAGAAACCCACAGGGGAGAAGAGCAAGUUGAGCUGGUGCUUGGUGCCUGCUGCAUGGCCUUGUGCAUUGCUGCUUCCCUGCCGGGCCGUGAGUGAGACUCCAGCGAUGGGGAAAGCAUGGGGAAAGCCUCUGUAGCUGAGAAAGAAGAGGAUAAACAUUUUAAGGUGAUCUCUAACUAGCCUAAUGGUGCAAACAGCUAAUUCAGAAGCCACAGGGAUAAAUGAAUUCUUCAGGGGCCUGUGCAGCCGGCAGUGCCGUUCCACUGGGAACGAUUUUGGCUGCGUGGCGUUUAUCUUGUGGCCUCCUUUAGUGCACUCCUGGGUUGCUAGAAAGCUCUUCACCUCCAUUGACACGUCUCAGGCACCUUUACAUUUUGUAUUUUCCUGUCUGGGAUUUUACUAGCAGCCUUUUUUCUAGGCGGUUGGUCAGGGAGAAAGCAAGAGAAGUGGUCAGAGUGAUAGGCAAGGGAAAGGGGCUUCCAGCCAGCUCUCCACAGAGCAAUCUGGGAGAGGAAGGAGCUGCCUCUCUGUUACCCAGUGCCUGCUUAAUGGCUCACUACCUAAGCUGCAGUUAUCCAGCUGAAGCAAGAGCUUCUUCUGUGCUUUGUUGCAUUAAAACCCCCUUUCUGGAAGGGGAGCAGCUGUGGAGUUGCAGCUCCAAGGUGCCUUUGCUCUGGCCAGCAGCGGGGCUGUGGGACAGGCCGCAUUUCCUUCCUCGAAAGGCUCUUGGUUUUCUCUAAACGAUGGGGCCAAGGCCCAGCAGCCGCGAGGUACCGCGAGGAUAAGCCGGGAAAAGCUUGGAAACCUCUACAACGCCCUGGAAAUAGAGAUGGAAAUCUCGAAAGAUCAGACAUCUUUCGGCAAUUUCCAAAGCUGUGUGGUUUUAGCCAGACUGAAAACCCUUCCUAGAAGUUGAUUUCAGGGUAUUUUGAUCCGUUACUUUCGCUUUUGGGCCUAGCUAAAUCCAGGAAACUCAGAAUGGUCUAAUUUUAAAGUAGAAGAGUGAACACACCCCAAGUAUUAGUGAACCGAUAAGGAAACGUUCCUGUUUGGUUUCUCUUACAGGAAUAACUCAGGCCAGCUCAGGCUUUAUCCUACUUCAGCCUGGUUUUGCCUCAGAUAAUUAUUAUUUUUGAGGAAAUAAGAGAUCAGACCACAGCCUUUCCAAAGUGCUGUGACCCUUCACACAAGGGUAUGUGUACAGUUGUGCCAGGAGGCGGAUGGAAAGAAGUGCUACAGCGAGAGGCGGCCAAUGUCUGAUGGCUGGAAAGAGCAGUCUGGCAGCAAGCGUGCCCAUGGCCUCCAAAAACAUAGGUAGAUACAGUUUCCCCAAGGGAUUGUGUGAUGGAGGUAUCAGGGUCUGCCAUGUCUCGUUUUUUUCCCCUCUAGUGAAGAACAUUCAGCCAUCUCAGAGUGUCCUGGAACAAUAUCUGAAAGCCUUUGGUAUUUCUCAGCUCCGUUGUAUGGGGUUUUUUUUUGGGGGGGGAUGAAUACUGUGAAAGGUCAGGAAGGGUCAGGUGUCCUUGAUUUACACAGACAAAGUACAGAGAGGUAGAUUAAAUGCCUCCCAAGAGCCAAAAAGGUGCAUUUGAAGAUAAAUUACAGUCUCUGACACAGCUGUUAAGCCAGGAUCAAAUUUUCACAUACACAGGUGCAGCUGCAGAAUUCUCUGUCCACAUUUAGCUCAGGUUUAGCUGUGAGUCUUGCAUAAAUAUCUUGUAGCAUUGACCAUUUGCUGAGCUUCUGGCAGACUGAGGGUCUACAGACAGAAAAAAACCCAAACCUGGUCAAAAUACAGUAUCACCAAACCCAAGAUACGGCUCCAAACAUUUCCCAUAUAAUCUACGUACGAAGCAAACUUCCAGAGCUCUGCCACUGUCUUGUUUCUUCCAUAAUUGUGAAUGGAGUGGCUGGUGCUUGGUGGCAGCUGUCACUGUGCCAGUCAGGCUGCUGGAGAUAGUCACAACAUAGAAAAUAGUCGGAAUUAUGCAUUUAUUUUUCAAUAGCAAUGAAUAGGGGUUGGGGGGGAGCUGCUGAAUGUAGCUUCUUGCAAACUGGAAAUGUGUUGGAGUAAAACUUGUCAUUUCUCAGAGGGAAAAAAAACCAACCCAACUGUCUAAAAAUAUUUGAAAUCUUCAGUUGAAGGAAUUACAGUUUUACUGGCAAACAUCCAUGUUUAGCUUCAAUAUAUAUGACAUUUCUGGAGUUUCUGUCUUAAGAUGUGAAAUCUGCUUUUUCUUGAGAGGGCAAUAAGUUUUUAACAAGGACGUUUCUGCACCCUUUCAGCUAGAAAAAGAGGGGAAAAAAAAGAUAGGAGCAUAAUGGAAAAGCUGCCACACUUCCCAAUGAUCUGCUGGAGCUGGAGAGGGCACAGGCAAAGCCCGUGUGAGAAAAGAGAAGGCUUUCCAACCUGCUGUAAUGCUAGUCCUUAAUUGGCUUUAGGUUUUCUUCUUACAGUAGCAUCAUUUGUUUUGUAACUGUGAAAGUCUCUGCUUUUCCUUAUGUGUGGAAGGCUGACUAUUCCUUCUCCUGUUCUUAUUAUUUAUUGUUUAUCCCUUUCUGGUACUAUCUCAGAUGUGCUGAAGGUAUCUCCCAGCCUGCCCUCGAGCUGUAAGGAGUCACUGUAGUACCUCCCAACAACUGGGAUGGCCAGUGGCAGUAGAUGCCUAAUUAUUAUGUUAAAUGCUAGCAACUUAGAUUUUCUUUCAGUGACCUGGUUUGCUCUAGAGUUAGGGAUGAGGAUAACAAGUCUUUUUUCCAAAAAAGCCCAUUUUUUCCAAUGUUUCUGUAGACAUCUGGGAGGUUUCUGAGUAACUCAACUCUUGUUUUUAAUAGGAAAAGCACCAGAUGGGUUGUAACUGUUGCUUCGAGGGGGGAUUGACUAGCAUCAGGGUUCAGUUUAACUGGUGAAAAUGCUCUGUGUCACACAUCACUAACCAAAUCUGGUUUGUGAUGCUCUUGGCUUGGCCAAGGCUCAUGCCAGGCUUUUCUAUCCCCAGUUUUUGGGGAGUUUUCCUUUAGCCCUCGAGCCAAUGACAGUCAGGGUUGCCAGGAUGGCUUCGAAGCAGGGCUGAGGGCUACCCAGACAACCUCUGGCCAAAUAUCUGCUCUGGGUAUGGGGGACAUGAGUCCUACAGGGAUAAUGGAACAACUAAUGAGCUCCUGCUUCUUGCUCUGUAAAAGACAUUGAGGUGAAAUCCCUGGGUGACCCGCAUGAGACAAGCAGGACCGAGGGCUCAAGCAGAUCAGCUUUUUGUUCUUUUCAUGCCCUUUCUCCCCUUUGCCAAGGUGCCUUCCUCGCUGCUCUGCUCCUUCAAAAGCCUCCCCAGACUUUCUGAUAAAGAAUGCUGUGACAGUGCAUCUGUUUUCAAACAGCUUGCAUUGGUUUUCUGGUUUGUUUUUACUUCCCCCUAUGUAUAAGAAAUGUUGGGUAGCAGAAUGUGGAAUUCAUUAGAAGUUCAUAAAGCAGGGACCUCAGAAGGAUGUGGGUAUAAAUGCUUUUCAGGCAUCUGAGGUGAACUUUAAAUGGAGCUUUGGCCCUCAUUUGCUUUUUGCUUUUCAAAAACCAUUUAUGAGAAAGUGGAGCUGUCAAAGCCAUGCGUGAACUUUGCCUUCUUGCAAAUAACUUGUCUCAAAGUAAACUGUCAAAAUGCACAAGAAACUCGUCUCAAAAGUAAAUCCAGUAGCUCUACAAAGCUGGAAAUGUGUGUGCAUUAGAGUGUGUGUGUGUGUGUGUGUGUGCACGUGCUGUGCAUGGGUGGGCGGAGUGAGCAGCUCGACCAUUUUGGAGAUGUAAAAAACACAAUGCAAGUGUUCUUAAAAAAGGCAACGUUAAAUGUUUAUUUCUUGGCAAAAGUACAUCAGACCACAUCUCCCAUCCUUCUUUUAAUUGCUUGGUGUUUGUUUUUGUUGUCUUAAGUCUUUGCUGGCCUGUUUUCUCUGCAGUGCUCAGUGCUCCUCAGCAGCCCGUAACCUCACACAACCCCUCUCGCAGCGAGGGAGUGCGUGGCACGGGGGAGCUCACGGGAGCACAGGCAUCAGGAAGAGCACUGGGGUGCACAUGGGUGGGAAGAACGGAAAAGGUAGUGUCAGAUGAAAAGGGCAGCACAAUGCAACGGGAGUCAUUUUUGAUUUUUGGCCUUGUAGAGGAAACUGUUCUCAUGAGAAUCAAAACUGCCCACAUCCUAAUGCAAGAGCCAGGAUCACAGCUUUGGGGGAGGGUGAAUUGGGCCAGAGAUAGCAGGCUCUGAGAAAGAUUUCCCUGGCCUUGGCUGGUUCUUGUGAACACGUACUAGUGGUAGAUUUAAAAGAAAUGAAGUGCUGUCGUCUUUGUGAGAUGGCACCCAAGUUCUUGUCAGUGUUGGUGAAAGUCCCCUUCGGCUUUGCCCAGGUUUUGUGGCAGGACAGAGCCAGCAGCCAGGAAGCUGUGCCACCUCUCACUCACAGCUCCUGUUUCUCUCUGCAACCAGAUGAAAUUUCAUCAGCCAGAUAUUGCAGAGCUCACAGGGUCCUCCAUGCACUUUGGGGGUCACCCAGCUGCCCUCCUGUACGACUCCAUGGCCGCUCUGGCUGGAACACUUCUCCUAACCUGUGUUGUCUUCGUUCAUCUCAAAGCCAUUCCUCGUACUCUGAGGAUGAUAAACAAUAGGAGACUGACAGUAGGGCCGUGUGUGUAAUGUUAGAUGGGCUUUUAUUUAAUGUUGUUGUCGUUUUAAUGAGAUGCUUUUAGGAUCCGUGUUGUACUGGAUUAAGGAUAUUGGUGGGACAACUGAACUGGUGUUCUUUAACCCUGACUGCCUCAGAUCCUUUCACUCCACUCUCUGUUUAAAAAAGAAAAGAAAGAUGAUUGGAAGAAUAUAUUUAACCUGAAAAAAACCCCAAAGCAAGCCCAAACUGAUGGAAUGAGUUAAUCUUCUUUACUACACUUGGAUUUUAUUUCUCAGGAUACCCAAAGGUUUAUCACUGCUGCUGAGAGAAGGGGACAGUACACCUUUUUGAAACUUCAACCACUGUAACCAUUUUCCAGCUCUGUGUGUGAGUGUGUGUGUGUGUGUGUGGGUGGGUGUGUGUCAAACUCAGCACUGUGUGUGUGUGUGUUCUGCUGGAUAUUGUGUGCAUCAAUGAAAUGCUUCAAACAACUGCCUGGAAGUCAAAACCAACCACCUCUUUCCAGUCAUAUGUUUGCCGUGACUUUUCAUAACCACACUUGAACUAGUGGUCUUGGAUUAAAUAUUCAAAGAGCAGGGCAUCUUUAUAGCAAUGGUAUGUCAGUCAGAUUAAGGAAAA